UAAGUUCAACGAGGAAAACAAAUAAAUCAGCGUCAUGUUAUCUUGUUACCUUACUUGAAAUGAAGAUACGGUUUCUUACACUUGAUAAUGCUCAAUACGACCUGUAUUUGCUCUCAACACAAACUCAAGAGUGUCACGUUCUGUGUUUAUUUGUGUCACGCGUGAAAAUGUUAUUUGGAGCGCCGAAAAACCGCAGCCGUCAUAAUUUGGUGGCCUCAGACAAAAUAACACGCCAUUCUUCCAACUGAGACAUAAUUUCAACUCCCUCGUCGGUCUGUUGUGACGAUUAAUAAGGCAAAUGUUUGCCUCCAACUCGUUGGUUUUAAUGUUUACGACGUCUUCUCCUGCGUGGAAGGGAGCGUACCUCAGCAGGCAGCCUCUGCUAAUCGAGCGCCUAUCGUGCGCAGCAGGAGAACUGCAAGAUGGCGCAGGCAAUAUUUGAAGUGCUUGAAGGCAUGGACAACCAGACAGUGUUGGCGGUCCAGUCUCUGCUGGAUGGCCAAGGUGGAGUUCCCGACCCAAACAACCAGAACGUGUCUGGGACUCCCACUAUCCAGUCCAUGGACGACGAGGACGUGUUCCUGUGUGGGAAGUGUAAGAAACAGUUCAAUUCUCUGCCAGCCUUCAUGACACACAAGAGGGAACAGUGCCAGUCUAGCGCCCCCUCCCUGUCCACGGUGUCCCUGGCUUCUACCAAUGCCUACACACCUGUCCCCUCUAUCAGCUCUGGACCACAGACUCCUGCCAACAGACAGGUCUCCACUUACAUCACAGUCCCUCCUUCCCCUCUGACACACACUCUGGUCCAAGGCAACGUGCUGGUCAGCGAUGACAUUCUCAUGUCGGCUAUCUCAGCCUUCACUUCCAUUGACCAGCCGAUGGCCACCAUGCAGACACCUAUACAGAGUAACCUCAGCAUGCACACAGCUGGGGUAUCUUACCUUCAGCACCAUCACCACCACCACCACCAUCAUCAUCAUCACCAACAGCAGCAGCAGCAGCAGCAGCAGCAGCAGCAGCAACAGCAGUCGUCACACCCCCUGCCCUCCGGCCAGACACCAGCCCACCCCUUGCCAGCUGGACAGCCCACCCAACAACCGCUCUCGUCACAAGUCCCAGCAAGCCACAGCAACUCGGUGGUCCAGGUGUACAGCACACUGCCACAUAUGGCGGGGGGUGGUAGUGCAGAGAUCCACACCCUGGGUCUACAGCCUUUCCAUCCUGUACAAGUGCCCAGUCAGUGUGUGGAGAGCCAGUCAUACAACACCCCUCCUGUCUACAGUCCCGGGAAGCAGGGCACCAAAACCAAGACCUGCAGCAUCACCACCAACCUGACGGAGCUGGGUGACUUUGAAAAGGUCAUCAUUCCCAAACGACCAAGGUGUAGCAAAAAGAGCCCCGACGGAGCCACAGCAGAGCAGCUGAAAGGCAAAGGUCCAAAGCUGAAGUGUAAUUUCUGUGACAAAAUCUUUUCGAAAAACUUUGAUCUUCAGCAGCACAUUAGAAGCCACACAGGAGAGAAACCAUUUCAGUGCAUCGUCUGUGGCCGAGCGUUUGCUCAGAAGUCCAACGUGAAGAAACACAUGCAGACACACAAGGUGUGGCCUAUGGGUGUGGCCAGCACAGUCUCAAGAUUACCAAUCACAGUAAAGGUGGUGCCAGUGUCAGCCAAUGAGGAUGAAGGGGGCAGGGAGCAGCAGCAAGGUGAACAAGAGGAGGGGCCACAGCAGCAGACCAGUCAAACACAUGCAGAAGAAGAGGCAGCUCAAACAGAGUCUCCAGGAGAGCUGGAACAGAGUGCGACUGAGGCCCAGGUCGAUCCGGAGGGCAGGGGAGGAGAAGAUGUGCAGAACAGGCAUCCUCAGGUCCAGAUGCAUGAAUCUAACCAGAACCAACAGUGCCAAGCUCAGACCAAACAGAUUGUUGUGAUUGACAGCUCCUACCAGUGCCAGUUCUGCGCCAGCAAGUUCAAGACCUACUUCCAGCUCAAGUCCCACCUGACCCAGCACAAAGGGGAGCAGGUUUACAAGUGUGUGUUGAAGUCCUGCUCCCAGACCUUCCAGAAGUUGGAUCAGUUCUUGGAGCACAUUAGGACGCACCAGGAGCAGCUGACUUACCGCUGCCACCUCUGCAGCAAGGUGUUCCCCUCGCUGUUCGAACUGGGAGUCCACCAGUACUCCCACUGCUUCUGCCCACAGCAGAACACACGCAAAGAAACCACCAUCUACAGGUGUGUGAAAUGUCAAAGCAGAUAUUCUACCCAGGAGGCCCUGGAACAGCAUCUACUGACAGCCUCACACAGCUUUCCUUGUCCACACUGUGAAAAGGUGUUCCCGUGUGAGAGGUACUUCAGACGGCACCUUCCCACUCAUGGCGUUGGAGGGAGGUUCAAGUGUCAGAUCUGCAAGAAGGCCUUUAAGACAGAACACUACCUCAAACUGCACACACGUAUUCACUCAGGUGAAAAGCCAUACAAAUGCUCCCUCUGUGAGGCGACGUUCAACAGGAAGGACAAAGUGAAGCGACACAUGCUCAUCCACGAACCCUUUAAAAAAUACAAGUGUCCUUUCAGGACACAUGUAGGGUGCACCAAAGAAUUCAACAGACCUGACAAACUCAAGGCCCACAUUCUGUCACAUUCUGGUAUCAAACCCUACAAGUGUCUGUUUUGUCAGAAGGCGUUUAGCCGCAGGGCUCACAUGCUCGAGCAUCAGCAGUCCCACACAGAUAACUACCGCUUCAGAUGCUCCACCUGCAACAAGGGAUUCACCAGACAGAGCUACUAUAGAGACCACAAAUGUCCAGCAGCAGGGAACGGGGCAGGAACUGAAGGAGGGACUGGAGAAGCAGAGGGAGACGGGGUCGUAGGAGUGGCCGAAGGUAAGGAUGGAGAGGAUGACGGGAGAAGAGGCGGGUUCACGAGAAAAGCGAAAAGGACAGGGACUGGCGGAGGCGAUGGAGAGGAGGACGACUGCUCAAAGGGCAGCCUAGAGCAGGUGGAAACACACGGGGAGCAGGAGGAGGAGGGAGAGGAGGAGAGAAGGAGGACUGACGAGGGUUGUCAGGCUGCAAUGUCUAUCACCACCACUGAAGAGCAGACGCAAAGAGAAGAGGAGCAGGAGGAUGACGGGGUAGAAAAUGGAAGCGAGGCACUGGAGCAGAUCCAGAGCAAUGACCAAAACUGUUUGCAGCAGCCAUGUUUGUAGAUUUAAACAUUAUCUUUGAAGGAAUGUUUCCUGGACAUGGACCAUCUAACAAACUCAGUUAAAAAAACAACACCAAUCAGAGUCUGGGAAAUGAUUUGUUUUAAAUUAAAACGUUAUUUAUAUUAUUUAAAUUAUAUGCACUACUUUUAUCUUUUAAUGUAAAUGAAAAUGAUUUAGGAGAUAUGUUACCUGGUAGAUCUAUAUUGCCAAAAUAACCAGUGGACCAUUUCCACCUACUUGUGUAGACAUUUUGUGCAGGUUAAGCCAUAGUGAUUCAUUCAACAAUGACAUCAUGUCAAAAGCAACAUUUCCCUCUAAUUUUAUGUAGCAUAAGUUUGGGUAAAUUAUGAUAAGUUUACCCAUAUCUCAAAGUAUAUUUGUGUCCAUAUAAAUGUACUUGCAUUUUCAGUAAAAUUCCACCCUCCUAUA
Molecule: messenger RNA, 3635 nt
Organism: Thunnus maccoyii (southern bluefin tuna)
Lineage: Eukaryota; Metazoa; Chordata; Actinopteri; Scombriformes; Scombridae
Gene: znf341
Product: zinc finger protein 341
Exons: 16
Coding region: 423-3206 (927 amino acids)
Source: RefSeq, a predicted model, not a curated record